AUGGAGCAUCUGAUAUACCAUCCAUCCCCCCGAACCUUCCGGGCAGAGAUCCGUGACGGAGCAAGUAGUCCACUUGAAGUUACGGACUGGACUCUCCGCGAUAGGCUGUACGGCAGUUGCGCUGCUGUCAGCCCACGGAUCCCAUGGCUCGGACACGAUCACUGUGGAUCAUCAUAUCUCCACAGCGUCGACUAUAAGCCUAUGCCCAUUGACAUCGCGUUUCGGGACGAAUAUGGCAGAGACUGGAAUAUCGAAGAAAUGCUCGACCACCAGGACAUCUAUUGCGCUCAUUCGUCGCUGAAAGAGCUGGAUGUGCAUGAGGCUGUGUAUUCCACGGCCGCAUUCAUCCAGGCAUGGCAAUAUUUCGGCCUGUUGGAAGCGAUUUUCGCAACACCAAUAUAUCAUUCCUAUCUGACCCGAUUUAGUCCAGAUGAGGAUGGUAAAGAGUGGAUUUACAGCCGAAAUCUGGGAACACUCCUGGAAUUGUGGAAGCGUAGGCUGGAUGGAAUCGAAGAUGACUUUCGAGAAACGACGCUCCGACAAGCCAGAGACUGCGUAACAGUCGCGAGUACAAUCUUGCAUGACAUAGUCACUCAACUUCCAACUUCUGCUGAUUCGGAAAAAACAGAAGCCCUUUUUGAGCUUCGAAAGCUGAUUGUUGAGAUUGAACCUGCCCUGUCCGCGCUCCACGAAGCCAUCGCCGGCUUUGUCGAAAGAGAACUGCGCAUGGAAAUUAAAUCAUUCAGCGGCUUCAGUGCAGAUACAGCUCCAUUCCCACGAAAGUAUUCAGAACGACUCGUCGCAAAAGGCUGGUGCUCUUUCGUUAUCGCCAGCGCCGAAAUUGCCAUGUCACCAUCUCUCCUCCGAUAUGUGGAUGCGGCUGACUUUGCGGCUCCUACCACCGGCCACAAGACAUGCACAGCAGCACGAUGUCAAAGAAAUGACGUCGAGUUAUCGACGUAUAAACAAGAGCACGAAACUCCAGAAUGCAAUUGCCAUUUCUUGAAGCCGUCCUUGAAAGACGUCUUUGACAUCUUUAACGCCCAUAAAAUUCCCGUUGUCCAGUUCAUUCAAGACGGCGGAUCUCUUCGACUUGGAGCUGUGGACCCUCACGACUCGAAAGCAGAUUAUGUCGCAUUCUCGCACGUCUGGGCCGAUGGGCUGGGCAGCAGUACCGAACUCGGUCUUCCCGCUUGUCAAAUCGCAAGACUUCAUCAGCUCGCAAGCCAACGACUCACAUACGAUGCCUACUUCUGGAUCGACGGCCUCUGUGUCCCCAGCAAAGAACCUUACCGUGGCAAAGCGAUCGAGCUGAUGAAAGCGACGUACGCAAAUGCCACGGGGGUGAUCGUAGUCGACAAAGGCAUGCGCUCUCUCUCCGUAUCGGCGCCGAGCCUAGAAAUCGGCUGGACGGUCUUUGCCUCCGGCUGGUUUGGCCGUCUCUGGACAUAUCAAGAAGGCUUUCUUCCAGCCUGGGUCGACUUGGAGUUGAAGGAUGGACUCUUCGACUUAUACGGUCUGAUUCAGGGCUUGUAUCGACUCUACUAUGACUCCAACGUUAGUCCGUUCCCCACCGUCUUUGUCCGUGAUUUACUUGCCGUGCUGCAAAAGGCCCGCCCUCUAGAUCGCCAGGCAAAACACCGCCCAAAAGUCAGGAAACUAGUGGAUAUCUUCAAUGCGUUUACGCGACGGAGAACAAGCCGGCCGGACGACCAGCUUCUCGUCAUGGGACUCUUGCUUGAUGUGGAUGUGAGGGAUCUCAUGGAGUUGAAUGGUCAAGAGAGAUGGAUCCAUUUCUAUCUCAGCCUGAGAGAGAUUCCGUGGACGGUGUUGUUCGAUAAGCGGCCGAAAAUAGAGUGCCGCCCAUUCAGAUGGGCGCCAGCCAGCUGGAUCAGCCCCGGGCAAGAUGUUUGGUUGCAUUACGAUGAGGGGCUUGGUAUGAUUUCGAAGGAUGGACUGAGUGUGACGCUUACUGUGUUGUCGUUGGAUGAAGCGCAUGAUACCAGUAUGUCAGCACUUGUUCUAGAAGUCGGCCAGGCCCCGGAUCAAACGAAAGCUCGGUAUGAGUUGAGUCGUCCCGACCCAGGCAGCCGUGUGAGUUCUUCAUCCAGAAGAAUGGACACGUUUAAUCUGGUUUUCAUUCGCCAUUUCGCACAUGAAUCGCCGCAGAAAAAUCUCAUGGAAAAUAGUCGUUUACUCAUGAGUGUUGGACUGGGAUAUUUCGAUCACGCCACGGGUUCAUCGCUUGUCGAUAGCUAUGAUUUCUCGUCGCCAUGGGAGGUUCGGUUCGUGAUCGAGGAGGAUGCAGAUUUUCUCGAGGGUGUCGAGAGAGUAAGAGCAAAGUGGAUGGCAAGAGAAUUUUGCUUUACUUGA
Molecule: messenger RNA, 2373 nt
Organism: Rhinocladiella mackenziei CBS 650.93
Lineage: Eukaryota; Fungi; Ascomycota; Eurotiomycetes; Chaetothyriales; Herpotrichiellaceae
Exons: 1
Coding region: 1-2373 (790 amino acids)
Source: RefSeq, a predicted model, not a curated record